CUUAGUCCUGGAAGUAAAGACCACAAUUUUGUUCACACUCAUACAGAAGAUUGCAAUAAAUUUUUAUUACUUCUUGGUACUACUUGCAAACGUAGUAGAAUAAAAGACAAUCUUUCUGUUAUAGUCUUACCUCCAGGUUGGUAUUGCUAUCGUCCGGGUGACUCUUGUAAGCACAUCCGGGACUCUGGGUACUCCAAGGGAGACGGGGAGUACUGGAUCGACCCCGAGAAGAACGGAAACCCUUUAAAAGUCUACUGUGACAUGACAACUGACGGUGGAGGCUGGCUUCUUGUCUCUAAAGUUGUGAUUGACGAGUUAUUAGCCACUCCGCAGUUAUCAGUUGAGACAACAUACCAAGGAAUAAGCAGCUAUCACAACAACAGAACGGUUCUCUCGCAAAGCGCCAUGAAUGAACUGAGAGCACACCUGUCUUUUACACAACUGAGAUUCCACUGCAGUAAACAACAGGGACGUACGUUCCACGUGACUACGGUAACUAACAGCACUGGGGAAGCUGUGGUCCAGUACUUUAGCGGUCAGACAGAUGUCCAGCCCGAAGCCUGUGGUUCGUUUGUAAAAAUGGAUAAUGACGACUCUCUAAUGUCCGGAGUUUGCCAUAAGUGGGGAUUUGAAGCGGGUGUGUAUCGAGUUGGUAAAUGGGGACAUGACGGCAAUAACCAAAACCGGUUAUACAAACACCCUGCUUUUGUUGAUUCAUUAUAUCACUGGAUCGUGGGAAUCUCAAUGUGUGAUGAUUGGAUAUCUGACGUGUCUUUUGGUGAUUUCUGGAAAGUCUAUGUUCGUUAAAAAAGCGGAUCGAAUUGAUCUGGUACCGCAAAUACCGCCCAGUAGGCCGUUUCCGAGUUGCCUUUACCAUUUGUGUCAAAACGAGACUGCUAAUCCUUUCACAUGAUAACGUGUUCCGCCUACAGGUACAUUGGCUUAUGAAUCAAACUCAUUUUCAUAUGAAGAGUUUUGCACGAAGACUUGUUUUCAAACAGAGGCACAAGCUAACUCGGAAAUGGCGUGUUGUCGCCUGUUAUGUGACUUACAUUAUCCGCCAUUAUGCAAUUUUAACACAAGGCUCUGUACACAGUGGUAAACAUAAUUAAGGUGCUGGGAAGUUUUAGAAUAGCUUAAUCGGUUAUUACGCUGUAUUAUGUAACUACCAAGGCAAUUAUAAUCAGAUUACCAGUCUAGAAAAUACCAGGUGACGUCCUGUUACUAGUUUACCAUGAGUAUAAAAAACUAGAGGACAAAACGUGGACGAAGUAAAGCCUGGUGAGAUUGAAAUGCACUGUUGUUGGGAAAACAAAGAUGUGGCCGGUCCAGUUUGGUGGAAAAGAGGGUGUGGUAAGAACAAAUCAGAUUGGAGAAUUGUGGCUUAGCUUAAUUAUGAAGGGAGGGAUUCUCUGACACACGUGAUUUCGAGUUUCGUGAUCGUUUGCUUACAAUGGAACAAAGAAUUUGCCUUUUGACAUCUCGUAUUCUCGACAUUUUUAGCUUUUAAUUAAAUAAAUUAGUUUCUUAAAAGUCUUUAAAAGCCAAUGUUAGUUCGGGUGGUUUAAAACCUACCAAAUUGUCUAUUAUCGAGCUGAUUUGACUUAGAAUCCUCUUCUGUAAAAAGUUAUUAAAAACACCCAAAACUCCGUCUUGUUGGGUAUUUACAAUUCAGAUCAAAUCAAUUCUAACUAUAAACAAACUGAAAAUAGCGUAGCAUCUUGUUUGGGACAGUUCCAAACGACAGAGACAUCAGUUCUUACGAAGUGUUCUGCAUGUUGUGGGCCAACGCCUGUGGUACUGAGACCCUUUGUCUCAACGUUAACGCAUGAUCCUUUUAGGUGGGAUUAUCUCACCCUCAUCUCCCUACUGCUAGGUUUGAACGAAACGUGUCCCAGCUGAGUCAUUCACUUCUCGUCACACAGAAUCGGCAGAUGUCGGGGUUACUUCACUGUCCGCGUCGGACUGGACCCAACGCAAGUUCUCCUCUACUUAUUUAGCACUGUUAGAAUGGUAUUUCUAUGGCAACAUAAUCUGGUAUAAUUCCAAAACCAAAACACGUCCAAAAUUUUUCUGGUAAAAUUAAAUUCAUUUCGUUUCUGUUUUAUCUCAACCUGCGUUGGUACUACUCUCCUCCACAGCCUUUUGUUUCGGGAUGACACGCAACGCUCCCGCAAAGAAACGGUCUCUGAUUGAGCAAGUCUCAAAAGGCGAAUUUUGGGCUAAAAGGUUUUCGCAACUAAAACCGAAGCUGUGAUUGGCUAAUGUCGGCAAGGGAAUGCUGCGUCGGUAGUUAACAGUCGUUUCUUUGGGGGGAGCGUUGCGUGACAUCCCAAAAGAGACUACAUCCCAAAAGAGACUACUUUGGUACCUGUAAGUAGAAA
Orbicella faveolata is the source of this 2384-nucleotide messenger RNA. RefSeq lists its product as uncharacterized. Gene Ontology annotation, molecular function: extracellular matrix structural constituent; oligosaccharide binding. Lineage: Eukaryota; Metazoa; Cnidaria; Anthozoa; Scleractinia; Merulinidae. The record is from RefSeq and is a predicted model, not a curated record.